AUGUCUUCUCUUAUCAAUUUUGUCUUUCUUCUCUUUUGUCAACUGCCAUUUGUUAAUCUCUUCAAUUUGGACACAGAAUAUCCUAUUUAUAAAUUUGGUUCGCCUAAUUCGUGGUUUGGAUUUUCUGUAGCUGCCCAUUUUCGGAGUGAUGGUCCGAGCAUCCUUGUCGGCGCUCCAAAAUGGACUUCAGGUCAACCAGGAACUUUAAAAUCUGGAGCAGUCUAUGCCUGCAAACCAGACUCUUCCAAUGGAAAUCAAUGCCAACUUCUUUCAAUUGAGUACCUAAAUUUACAAGAUGCCAAAAAACCUCCAAAUUUGUUGCAUGGUAAACAUUUACACGCUGAAGGAAAGAAUGGACAAUUGUUGGGAUUUUCUGUCUAUAGUAGUGGAAUGAGGGAAGAGGAAAGCAGUAAAGCUUUGGUUUGUGCUCCCCUUUUGCGGUGGGGACAAAAUGCUUAUACUGACGGUUUGUUAAAUUUUUUGUGGGGGGUUUUAUGGGUUUUCUCCAUUUUAAUGGGUUUCUCUCCAAUUAUGUUCUUUCCAAAAAAUCUAUUUUUUAACUACGCAAAAAUUUCUUCAAUACGCAAAUUCUGUCCGCAAAAAUUGUCCGCAUAA
Meloidogyne enterolobii is the source of this 615-nucleotide messenger RNA. The record is from the annotation of a GenBank genome assembly. NCBI's taxonomy places the organism in Eukaryota, Metazoa, Nematoda, Chromadorea, Rhabditida, Meloidogynidae.